This is a messenger RNA of Camellia sinensis, 426 nucleotides long. Its product is annotated as F-box protein At3g07870-like. The record is from RefSeq and is a predicted model, not a curated record. Lineage: Eukaryota; Viridiplantae; Streptophyta; Magnoliopsida; Ericales; Theaceae.
AUGCAGAGGCAGGGGGAUGGAAGAAUUGUGAUUGUGCCGUUCCAAUUGGCGAAUGAGAUAUUUGGGGAAAUUAUCGUGCCUUCUUUUGAUGGACAUUGGGCUACCAUUUUGGCAUUCCAACACUCGAUUGCCUUGGUUGUCCAAGAUCCAGCUAUAACAAAAUGGGACAUACGGGUUAUGAAGGAAUAUGGUGUUGUGAACUCUUGGACUAAACAGUAUAGUUUAGGGAACACAAUUGGAUUUCCUUUUGGAUCCAUGAAGAAUGGUGAAAUUCUUGUUGAAAGAAGAACAGGCAAUUUGGUUUCCUAUGACCCUAAAACCCAAUUUCAUAGGGACCUUAAAUUGCCACAAUGGCCUUAUAAAAUAUUCUUUUACAUGGAGAACCUUGCUUUACUUCACAAUGAAGGUGAAGAACGUGUUUAUUAA